AUGCAGUUCAACCUGUUCCACAUCCUCGGCGACGUCUCACACACGUCGUCGAAGCUGAUCCUGAUGUGGGCCAUGCACUCCAACAGCAGCUCCGAGGGCGUCUCGCUCAUCACGCAGGCCCUCUAUGCGCUCGUCUUCUGCACGCGCUACCUCGACAUCUUCACCACGAGCGGCACACGCGACGCCGCCCACAUCUGGAACUUCACCCUCAAGAUCUUCUACACGCUCUCCUCAUUCUACAUCAUCUUCCUGAUGACCAGCGUCUAUGCCCGCACCCGCGAGCGCGAGAAGGCCUGGAAGCUCGGCAUGUACUGUCUGCUAGGAGCCGUCGCCAUGGCACCCUUGUGGUACCUGGUCUUCUCCAGCCACGUCGUCGGCCACAGCACCUUCAUGAAGCUCCUUUGGGUCUUCUCCGAGAUCCUCGAGUCCGUCUGCAUCGUCCCGCAGCUGCUGCUCCUGCGCCAGACCACCGUGCCCACCGUCAUAGACUCGUACUACCUCGUCACCCUCGGCGCCUACCGCUUCCUCUACGUCCUGAACUGGAUCGUGCGCGGCGCCACCGAAAAAGGAUACCGCGACCCCACAAGCUGGGUCUGGGGCACCAUCCAGACCGCCCUGAUGGUUGACUUCGCCUGGGUCUACUACACUCGCCAGCGCGUCAAGUUGCGCCAGGGCGGCGUCGUUGACUCCGAGGAUCUGGGCCGGGGCUGGUUGGUUGGCCGACUGGCGGGCAUGGCACCCAAGAGCGCCGACAACUUCGACUACGACGAGGAGGCUGCGCCGCAGAGGACCUCGCAGCCGAACAAGUGGGGUCGCAGAGGCAUCAGCGUGUCUGCGGACGAGGGCGUGUUAGAUGCGCCGAAGCACAACGACGUGGGUCGCGAUUCGGAGACGCAGCCGCUGGCUGAUCCGGCUGCCUUUGAGGACGAUGAAAGUGAUGAUGAUGCGCCGGCCGCAGCCAGCUCGAGUACUACGCAUGCGCACGAGAGCGGUGUCAGGGGGGACGAGUGGGACGAAGAUGUUGACGAGGACGCGAAGGCACAUGAUGUGAAAUGAGCAUUUUGACGCCUUUCACCAUUGCUUCAGCGAGUUCGUUGCGUUUUGCGGCAUCGAACUAAGCGAAUGCCAUGCAUUACCUGUCCAUGAUCAUGUUUCUCGAAAGCCGUUUCAGCCGAAGAAAUGACAGGUUUCGAGUCAGCCAAGGCUACGCUCUAAUGA
Messenger RNA from Didymella exigua CBS 183.55, 1218 nucleotides. RefSeq lists its product as uncharacterized. Gene Ontology annotation, cellular component: cis-Golgi network; endoplasmic reticulum; membrane. Gene Ontology annotation, molecular function: ER lumen protein retrieval receptor activity. NCBI's taxonomy places the organism in Eukaryota, Fungi, Ascomycota, Dothideomycetes, Pleosporales, Didymellaceae. Bases 1 to 1056 code for a protein of 351 amino acids. The transcript is spliced from 4 exons. Gene Ontology annotation, biological process: endoplasmic reticulum to Golgi vesicle-mediated transport; protein retention in ER lumen. The record is from RefSeq and is a predicted model, not a curated record.